CAAAAAACAAAGAUUGAAUGAAAGGAUGAAACAUCUGUCCACUGAGUACUAGCCGGUGAAUCUGUCAACGUCUUCAUCGACUAACAAGAAUCUCUAAAAAGCAAGUGAAAGCAUAAUCGAAGAUUUAUCGGAGAUUGUAGAUUCAUCUUAUUAUUGAACCAUGAGACGGAGACCAGGAAUCGGUGGUUUACAGACUGCCGCCGCUGCUAGGGAUCAAUAUCGAUUACUCGGAGAAAAUGUAGCCAAGUUAAGAACCGAUCUUAUGAAAGAGCAGCUUUCCACUUUUCGUUCUCAAUUAGAAGACUUUGCUCGGAAACACAAGAAUGACAUUCGCAAGAACCCUGUUUUCAGAUCACAAUUCCAUGAGAUGUGUGCAAAAGUAGGAGUAGACCCAUUAGCAUCAAAUAAAGGUUUCUGGGCUGAGCUCUUAGGGAUUGGUGAUUUCUAUUAUGAACUUGGGGUACAAAUUGUAGAUAUAUGCUUGGCUACUAGACCCCAUAAUGGUGGUUUAAUCAACUUGGAGGAACUCUGCAAAAUUUUAAGUCAGAGGCGAAAGGGUGCUCGUGAGGCAGUUUCUGAAGACGAUUGCUUACGUGCAAUUAGUAAACUUAAGGUAUUAGGGAGUGGAUUUGAAGUGAUUACUGUUGGAAAAAGAAAGCUUGUUCGUUCUGUCCCAACUGAAUUAAAGAAAGAUCACAAUGAAAUUCUAGAGUUGUCCCAGGCUCAAGGUUUUGUGACUGUUGAAGAAGUAGAGAGACGUUUAUCAUGGUCCACUGGUCGUGCCACUGAUGCCCUUGAAACUUUAUUGGAUGAGGGGCUUGCGAUGAUUGAUGAUGGUCAUAGAGAUGGCAAAAGACGAUAUUGGUUCCCUUGUGUCUCUUCUGUCUCUUCCUUUGUGGCCAUCUGAGACUUUAAUUUUGUACUAUUGAGAGUUCAAAGAAAAAGAAAAAGGGCAACUUUGUAAUUUCAUUUGUGUUUAAUGAUUUGAAAAUAUUCUAUGUACAAUACACAAAGUAAUGUAACAAAUCAUCAUAUCAUCAUAUAUGGAUAGUGGUAACAAUCUG
Molecule: messenger RNA, 1064 nt
Organism: Lactuca virosa
Lineage: Eukaryota; Viridiplantae; Streptophyta; Magnoliopsida; Asterales; Asteraceae
Source: the annotation of a GenBank genome assembly